AAAAUACAUGACGUGAACAGAGACACUGGCCAAAAGCGGAUUGUGGGAUGAUAUGUGAUAUGACUGUUCAGCCUAAAAUGGCGGAUAUAUGAGAAACUUCUGAAGAGAACUGCAUAACUCAACAACUCCAAACACAAACUACAGCUGAGUCUCUUCCUCUGUGAGUGAUACACCUCUCUCUCUUUAACACGCACUGUGAUGAUCAGCAGAAGAUGAUGUUCUCCAUAAAGCGAUUGGAUAUAUUCCAGCUGUGCCUUGGAUCUGCUUUCCUUCUUCUUCUCCUCCUCCAUGGAGUUCAGUCUUCUCCAAGCUUUUCCAGAGAUGCAAUUGAACUGAUGUCAAAAUAUCCACUGAUUGACGGACACAACGAUCUUGCUCUGCGUCUCAGGAUUUUUAAAAACAACAAGCUCAGCGAAAUUGAUUUACACAACUACAACAAAACAGCCACAGAUAUAAACCGACUCAAAGCUGCUCAUGUUGGAGGACAGCUCUUUGCAGCGUAUGUGUUGUGUACAGCUCAGGAGAAGGACGCAGUGAGGCUGACCCUGGAACAGAUCGAUUUGAUACGGCGUAUCUGUACUGAAUACUCAGAGCUGGAGCUCGCUACCACAGCAGAGGAACUGAGGAACACGACGAAGAUAGCCUGUCUGAUCAGUGUAGAAGGAGGUCAUUCCAUAGACAGCAGUCUGCCAGCACUGCGCAUGUUCUACCAACUCGGAGUGCGAUCAAUGACCCUCACACACAACUGCAACACACCUUGGGCAAAGACCUCGUCUGCGUAUUACUCCUAUUAUAAGAAUGAGAAGAGAAACCUGACGGAGUUUGGUAAGGCAGUAGUGGAUGAGAUGAACAGGCUGGGAAUGCUGAUUGAUUUGUCCCAUACCUCUUUGGGCACAGCGUCUGAAGUGCUAAAGCAUUCCAAGGCUCCCGUCAUCUUCAGCCACUCCUCCGCUUACAGCAUCUGCAACCACAGCCGCAACGUCCCGGAUCACCUGCUUCACGAUCUGAAAAAGAAUGGAGGGCUCAUCAUGGUGAACUUCCACAACAGUUUCAUAGCCUGUCAAGGAAAAGCAAAUAUCUCCAUUGUAGCUGACCAUUUUGACCAUCUAAAGCGUGUGGUAGGAGCAGAACACAUUGGCAUCGGAGGCGACUAUGAUGGUGCUAUUGGAUUUCCUCAGGGUCUGGAGGAUGUGUCCAAAUACCCUGCUCUGAUAGGUGAACUGCUGGAGAGAGGGUGGAGCAAGGAGAAGUUGGCAGACGUGCUGAGACUCAACUUCCUGAGAGUGUUUGAGAAAGUAGAGAAGAUACGUGAUGAUCUGAGCAACACUCAUCCCAGUGAGGUGCAGAUUGCCUUUGCAGAGGCUAAUAACUCAUGCCGUUUGGAGCUAAAGGCCCCGGUCAUCCCUGGAGAGAUGCAUAACGUACGCUCAGGUUCUCCUUUAGCGUCAGUGAGUGUUCUGUUUUGGACUCUUCUCCCACUGUACUGUUACCUGCUGCUCUCUUAAAGCAGCACAUUUCAUUUCAUUUCAUGUACAAUAGAAAAAUAUAUAUGUAAAUAUACAUGUAUAUAAAGUACAGCCAAAAUUUUGGACACACCUUUUUAUUCAAUGUUUUUUUCCUACAUUGUAAAUUAAUAUUAAAGUGGUCCAGACUAUGAACUUAAAAGAGUGAAACAAACCAAAUUCUCUUAUAUGGGAGCUGUUAACUUGCUGUUUCUGAGGCUGGUAACUCUGAUGAACUUAUCCUGUGCAACAGAGGAAACUCUUGCACUUCCUUUCCUGGGGCAGCCCUGAUAAGAGACUGCACUACUGGAUAUUUUCUUAAAAGUUCUUUACUUAGUUCUUUUUUAGUAGUUCUUGUCAUAAUCUGGAUUAGAAUAUUACUCAAAUAGAGCUGUUCACUGCUUACCAACUCUACCUCUUCACAACUUUACAACUGAUGCUCUUAAACACAUUAGCAGACAAGAAAUUAGUUAAAAGAAAGUAGUUAACUCUUGACAAGUUCAGCACAGCUGUUAACUGAAAGCCUGAAUUACAGGUGACUCUACCUCAUAAAGCUGACUGAGAAAAUGCCAGGAUGUGCAAACAAGAGGUGUUUUUUGUAUAUUAAAUAAUUCCAUAUGUGUUUCUUCAUAGUUUGGAUGGCUUUAGUAUUAAUUUUUUAAUGCAGAACAUUUUAAUAAUGAAAAAACAAUGAAUUUAAGGUGUGUCCAAACUUGUGACUGGUACUUUAUAUACAGUUCUGGAAAAAAUUAAGAGGCCACUUUAGUUUCUGAAACAGUUUCUUUGAUUUUGCUAUUUAUAGGUACAUGUUUGAGUAAAAUAAACGUUGUUUAAUUCUAAAAACUACGGACAAUAUUUCUCAAAUAUUCAAAUAUUGUCAUUUAGAGCAUUUAUUUGCAAAAAAUGAGAAAUGGCUAAAAUAACAAAAAGAUGCAGAGCUAAUUAUCUGCUAAAGAUCUCAAAUUAUAGUCAUAAAGAGUUCAGAAAUCAAUAUUUGGUGGAAUAACUCUGUUUUUUAAAUCACAGUUUUCAUGCAUAUUGGUAUGUUCUCCUCUACCAGUCUUACACACUGCUUUUGUAUACCUUUAUGCCUUUCCUGGUGCAAAAAAUCAAGCAGUUCAGUUUGGUUUGAUGGCUUGUGAUCAUCCAACUUCCUCUUGAUUAUUUUCCAGAUGUUUUUAAUUUAGUAAAAUCAAAGAAACUCCUCAUUUUUAAGGGGUCUCUUAUUUUUUUUUCAGAGCUGCAUAUACACCAAUCAGGAAUAACAUUUUGACCACCUACUUGAUUCAGUAGUGGUAGCAAACAGAAGCAUUAUUAUAAAGUUUUAUAAAUACAGACUGUAUUACUUCUGCCAAUCAUGGUUCUUCAUCUGCUGAUAAAAUGGACAGUGCAUGGAGAAAUAAGGAGGUAGUCAUAAUAUUCUGAUAUGACUGUGUUUAUGUAUGUAACUAUUUACAUUCAUAAAACACAAGCAGCUAGUGCUAUCAGAGGUGCUGCGACUGCAGGAAGUGCUGUCUUAGUCUUUAGCAAUGAGAGGUGAUGUGUAUUUUAUACUGUAACUAUAUUUAUAACUAUUUGCACAUACAGUAUUGAUAUGCUUUCAUGAAUGUGAACCUUUUGUGCUUUCUAAAACUUUUUAAAAGUUAGUUUUGAAUAUAUAUAUAUAUAUAUAUAUAUAUAUAUAUAUAUAUGACUUCAGUGUGAAAUGAACUUGGGUUGUAGGGAAACAUGAUAUUCAGUGUGAAUUUUGUCUAGUAGCACACAUCCAUUCACCCCAUAAAUACAGUGCUUUUAGCCGAUGCUCCCAACUGGCUAGAGAUACUAGCUAGAGAUAGGGGAAUUGUAAGCUUCACUCCACCUUUUAGACUUGUUCUCUAAGUGCUCAGAAUAGUGACUGUAUUUCCUGCUAGAAAACGCGCAUCUCUCUCCUUCCUCCAGUGUGUGUGUGUGUGUGUGUGUGUGUGUGUGUAUAAGUGAGGUGGAGAGUUUUAGCCUGUUAGCUUGUUAGCUCGCUAGCCUGUUGUUAUUUUGGUGUGGUUGCGGCCGACAGCAACCAUUGUAAGUUCCAGCAAUAAAGCUACGAUUGUAAACUUCGUUCUCGUCCAUCCUUUCAACUUGUGGGAUGCUAAUAUUUCUUUUUACUAAGUAAAAUGACUAAAAAGUAACGCAUAGUGACUUGGAUAAGUAACGUUAGCCGCGCUAACACACUAGCACUGUAAGCCUGUUGGGAGCAUUGGCUAAAACAGCUGUAUUGCUGAGGGAAUGAUGGUGGUGAACGGAGGUGGGUUAUUUGACAGAAGUUUGUCCUGUUAUCAUGAUUCACUAAACCACAAGUCUAUUUCACACCGGAUUUCUCCUUUAAGGGAAGCAGGCAUGUUAUUUAUGUAAUAAUAUUUAGGAGCUAUGAUGGGUUUUCAGGAAAUGCAAACAAAUCACAUGUAAAUCCUCAGUACAGGACAGAUGCAGAACUGUUACAGUGCUUUCCAUGAAUCAAAUCGACUCGUAUAUCUAUUUAUAUUUAUUUUAUUCUUGAUUAUCUAAGUGAAGUAUAUUGUCUAAGUUUAUUUUUAAUUUUAUAAGUGUAAGUGUGUGUAUAUUCUUUACAAAAAGCACACUUUUUUACAUUUUGAAGGUGCCAAACAAUGCCUUUAAUGUUAAUGUCUUUGCUAAUAGCAAAUACUAGAUGUUUUAUGUUGGCUAUGUUGUUUUACAAACCAAUUUACAGCCCUCCUAUUUUUUCUCAGACAUAAAAAUGUAAAUACUAUUAUAUACUAGUGCACAACCACUCUUUCUCACAGUAUAUGCUUCAUUUAAAAUAUUGCAAAAAAUGAACCAAAGAUGUGGCAAAGUGUGGCAAAUAAACAGAAUUAGAUUUUUGUUAUUUAAGAUUGCUUCUGUUAAAUUGAAUUUGUUUAAAAUUAUUUUCACUUAAGACAUAUGUAACAAUAUAUGAUUUUAAGAAUAUAUGAUCCCCAUGCAUUUAUAACUUCAUAACUUAUGCUGCCUCGCCAGAAAACUGGUCUGUUAUCUUGGUUUAUAAUUUCAUAUCAUCAUUUUGCAUCAAUCUUCAUAUGUUACUGUAUAUUACUGUAAUAUUUUCAGCUUUACUGUAAUACUGUACAUUUGUCUUGUAGAGAUUUUUUUUUGUUAAAUUUUAUUGUUAUAUAUAAUAAUAUACUUUUAUAUACUUUAUUUAUGUACAACAUUUCUGUGGUGUUUAAAAAAUAAUUCCUUCUGUAAUUAAAGUAGGCCAAAAAAUGUGAAAUAAAAUUGACUGAACUGACACAAACAAA
Molecule: messenger RNA, 4795 nt
Organism: Astyanax mexicanus (Mexican tetra)
Lineage: Eukaryota; Metazoa; Chordata; Actinopteri; Characiformes; Acestrorhamphidae
Gene: dpep2
Product: dipeptidase 2
Exons: 12
Coding region: 213-1505 (430 amino acids)
Biological process (GO): proteolysis
Molecular function (GO): metallodipeptidase activity
Source: RefSeq, a predicted model, not a curated record